AUGGAUGAUAGAUUCGUUCUUCGUCGUGCUCAUAUCUCUGACAUUGAUGCAUUGUCUCAACUUUGUCAAAGAACCAUUCGAGAAACAUUUGUAGAAGAUCUUUCCAUUCAUUAUCCUGAAAAAUAUCUUGAUUCUUACUUUCGUUCAUCGACAAGUCCAGAAUGGUUUGCCAAUAAAAUAGUUGAUCCCCAACAAGCUGUUUGGAUAAUAGAAGAUACGAUAAAUAAUGAAUUCAUUGCUUAUGCUGUUGCCGGUGCUUCUGAUGAUAUUUCUCAUCUUGAUGUUUGUCCAAAUAAAGAUGGGAUACUCAAUCGUUUGUAUAUCCGACGCGAUCACCAAUCGCAUGGAUUUGGUCGACAGUUGAUGAAGGUCAUUUUAUCGUGGUUAGACGAACAUUAUUCUGCACGACCUGUAUGGCUCUCUGUGUUGUCAAAGAACUUUAAGGCACACAAGUUUUAUGCGCAUUAUGGUUUCUACGAAGUCGGCGAAUAUGAUUAUCUUGUUGGAGAAUCGAAAGAUCAUAUGUUCAUCAUGAAACGUCAAACUAAUACAUAA
Rotaria sp. Silwood1 is the source of this 555-nucleotide messenger RNA. The record is from the annotation of a GenBank genome assembly. Lineage: Eukaryota; Metazoa; Rotifera; Eurotatoria; Philodinida; Philodinidae.